UCAGGGGUGUUGAACCAAAAAGGGUAGAACAAGAAGCUGCGCUCUCACACGCGAUUCAGUGUCCAGAGUCGACGAAAAAGACAGAGGAAGAACAACGAGAGGCACCUGAACCUCUCUACACUUCCCUCCUCCAACUUCACCUUCUACUUCUUCUUCUUCUUCUCUGCAAUUCUGGUGGUGGUGGUGGUGGUGGUGGUCGCUUUCUACUGAGAUUCCUCCCAAUUGAUUCCAUGGUUGGUCACAAUUAUCCAUUUCUGCUCUAAACACAAACAAACAAGGACAAGAACAAGAUAGAGAAAGAUGAGUAGCGACGACGGGUCGGAUUCCAAUGGAUGGAACCGUGCUCGAGGGUUGGCGGUGAAGACUCUGCUACUCAUCGGCGGUGCUCUUCUCGUCAAACGCCUCCGCAAGUCCACCACCCGCUGGGACCAUGCUCGUUUCGUCUCUAACUCCCUCACCGGCGAAAAGUAUUCAAAGGAGCAAGCUUCCAGAGACCCAGAAAACUAUUUCAACAUUAGAAUGCUUACAUGCCCAGCAGCAGAGUUAGUAGAUGGUUCUAAGGUCCUGUAUUUUGAGCAGGCUUUUUGGAGGAGUCCACAAAAACCCUUUCGGCAGAGGUUUUAUAUGGUGAAACCUUGUCCAAAAGAGUUGAAAUGUGAUGUUGAGCAGUUAAGUACAUAUGCCAUUAGAGACAUGGAGGAAUACAAGAAUUUCUGUGAUCGACCAAAGGAUCAGCGUCCACAACCAGAAGAAGUCAUUGGGGAUAUUGCAGAACAUUUGACAACAAUACAUCUCAAGCGUUGCCCACGUGGAAAACGCUGCUUAUAUGAAGGUUCAACCCCACCUGGCGGAUUUCCUAAUUCAUGGCAGAAUGGAGCAACCUACUGUACAUCAGAACUUGCAGUUCUGAAGAACAAUGAGAUACAUACCUGGGAUAGAGGUUUUGAUGAUGACGGAAAUCAAGUUUGGGGACAAAAAGAUGGCCCUUACGAGUUCAAGCCUGCACCAACCUCCUGUUUUAAUGAUAUGUUAUCCCCCUUGAAUUUCCCCCCUCCACCAUCAAUGGAUAGAAGAAUAGAGGGUUCAUUCAUUUUGCAAGAUUGAAAUUAUUUUGCAUAUCCACAAUGUGUAAUUCUGCCACUUAGCUUUCUGUCUAUAUUGUCAAUAUUUGAUUUCAACCAAAAUAUUAAAAGCAAUGGCCAUUAAAGAGCUAGCUUAUUAUCUUUUA
Lotus japonicus is the source of this 1228-nucleotide messenger RNA. RefSeq names its product chromophore lyase CRL, chloroplastic. Gene Ontology annotation, molecular function: lyase activity. The transcript has 9 exons. NCBI's taxonomy places the organism in Eukaryota, Viridiplantae, Streptophyta, Magnoliopsida, Fabales, Fabaceae. The record is from RefSeq and is a predicted model, not a curated record. Gene Ontology annotation, biological process: protein-phycocyanobilin linkage. Bases 301 to 1104 code for a protein of 267 amino acids.